CGUAAGCAGUAGACAAAACAGCUCAUUAGGCUUUUACAUUCUUCGCGCGUUCUGUAAAAUUUCAGUAACAACGACAACAGUAACAACAAAGACACCGACAACGGUAACACGAAGAGCAACGACUACGGCCAUUGAUUAUUCCGCGCACGCAGCCACAACUACAACAGAAAGAUCAGCGAUCACAGCUAUUUCCGGUUAGUGAAAAAUGGAAAACUUGCUUGUACUUUCGUGCUACGAACUGAUGGUUCACAGUAUCCAACGAUGUGCUGAGCGUCGGGGCUUUUGCCGGCAUAGUCAUUGGAUGUGUGGCGGUAGUGGCCACCGUCAUUGGAAUCACUGUGGCUUGCACGAAGCGUGGACCGCGGGUUACGGUGCACAAUACGUUCACCCACAACGUCCACGUAGUUACGCCAGCGGCGGUGGUCUUCGCUGAAAAAGGCGGAACGGCACGAUAUCCCUAUCUUUCUUCGGCUUUUGCUCCCUUGCCUAAUUUACCGGGAACACCACCGGAACCGAUGUCGAAAUAGAACGUUUGAUUUUUGAGCCGACGUGUUCCUCCAGCCUUAAAAUACGCGCCCGUUCAGGAAAAUGGAUAAGAUAUGAAUCGAUAGUCGUAGGACUGGGAAUCCGGAUUUUCAUGGGCCGAGCGGUAAACCGUAAUGUGGAAAACUGGAAACCAAAUCAUACAGCCGUGUUGAAUGUCGUCAGGCAUGAUAUCAUACCAGAUCGAUCGAUUAUUGUACGAGGAUGCUUAAAGUGCGUUAAGGGCGAGGUUAGCUAAAAGCGGUGCUACGCUUGCAAUGUGAAAUGUAUUGCGCUACUCUAAACUUGGUCGGUGAUCUGAUCGUCUCAACGCUUUAAGCCAAGGUUAGCUUCUUAACAAGGCGCACCGCUGGGUUCCGUAACCAGACUUACUGAAUUUUCAGCAUUGAUCUUGAUUAUUGUCUGCGUUCAACAUUUAGAGUAUAUCCCGUUUCUACAUUUAAGCUGUUCUCCAUUUCAUUGCCUGUUCUCGGUUGAACUCUAUGGAAAUUGUUGAUCUUUGUGGACGAAUUGACGCAGUAUUCGUUUUUCGAACCGGAUCGCGAAUUUCAUUGUAGCUCCACACAAACAAGAAAAAUGACUGGUGUGGCGCUGAAGCGCACCUUGACCUGGGCUUAUCACGAUAUUCUCCUGGAGGCCUUGGUUGUUUUCUGGAUCGGAUGCCACAUUUCGUUGAAGUUUGGCACGCGUUUCUUUCCCGAAUGGGAAGUAACGCGAGUUGACCCGGACAGCUAUACAGAAUUGGAUAGUCUGCUUUGGCUGAUGCUUGGUCGUGAGAUGAACGGAUGCACUUGGGAUGACAUUGUCCUCGCCUGGAAGCCAGGAAGCGCCUCAACCGUCAUCGAUCCAGCCGCCACCUAUAUCACACGUCCGACCCAGGUGAAUUUCGGCUAUUACAGUGCCAUUGCCACCGUCAUUUCCACUGCAGUGUUGGGCGUCUCGGUGACCUUGUCCAUCCUCGUCAACCGGCACUGGGGGAUGCCCCGCAUCCGCUGGACGGAACAUAUUCGCAACUGUGGACGCAUCACAUCCUUCAUGGGCUAUAAUGUUCACUUUGAUGGGGAGUGUAACCCGUGGAAAGAUCCAGCCACGCCUAUGUGGAUAUUUGUUAUUAAGCAGGUCGUCGUCGCCGUUUGCGCUGCGGUAUGCUUCCCGGCAUUAUGGAUCUUCCUUUGCGUUCUGCCACUGAUCGAGGUCGCGGGACUGACAGUCCUCAUCUUCGGGCGCAUAUGCGGGCACGACGCUGUGUUCCCUACCUGCGUCGUCGUAUUUUGUCUGCUGGCUGCACACUGCACAGGACGAGUUUGGGGAGUGUGGAUGCAAGACAGCUAUUUCACCCGUCUUCGCGAGUAUAUUAGGAGACUAACGGGACUAGAGUUAAUCGUGCAACUGCAACCAACGUCUGGCAAAUCGUCGACCAAGACCGCAGCGGGAGAUUCAUCACGAUCAGCUCGGUGGGAACUGUUGGUGGCAAUCAGCCUAUUUGUCGUCUGCGGCUGCACAUGUGCCGUACACAACUCCAUCAAUCUGUUUUUUCGGGCACGGGCACCCGUUGUAGUUCGCGAGCUGAGCGUGGACGCAGCAAGUGAAGCGAGAAACCGAGGCUACUGGUUGUACGUCAACUGCACCGACUGCUGCCAUAACUACGCAACGGGAAUGAACCAGAUUACGGCCAUGUUAUCGUACUGGAUGGAUUUGCGUUAUCCUCGGUUGCCAUCCGACAGCAAUCCCGCUCUGGUCUCUCUCUUCUCGUCCAAGUUUUCUCCCGUGACGGAGUUUCUGUACAUUGUGUGGAUGGGCGUCAUUCUGUUUUUGGCCGCUUUGCCCUUUAUAAGCGUGGCUGUGGCGGAAAUCAUCAUGAUUUGCAAAAUGCUCAUCGGCUAUUUGGAAUCACUUUUCCGUGUCGGCACGAAUCGCAAUCAACAGCAUCUCGAGGACAUUGAUGACUCUUGGAACGCUAGGGAUAACGACAGAGCAAGUACAGCUGGAACGGUUAAGAAGAACGGCCCGCCAGCAGUAUCUGAACGCUUCUGCAUCUGCGCGCUGGGAUGUGAAUUCCUAGGCUCGUCCGCGCUGACCCUUCAGCGCAUACUGUUCUGCAAGUAUCUUCCCCUCACCGUGGUGGCGUUUGCCCUGCCAGAACACCUGCAAUUGCCCGGGGUGCUGCUGCUGCUAACCGCUCUUAUCGUGGGCGUGUGGUAUAAAUUACUGGUGGGGAUUUUUAAAGUUUUCCGAGAAGAAUUCUGGGGUGGAUGUACCUGUGCCUGCACCACUGGCAAGUGUUCUCAGAAAGAACGAAAGACUAACUAGUCGAACGAAAGCCUAGACUCGUUGAGGAUCAUCCCGGAAUGCCGGAGUAACUUUAUCAGAAAAUGUACUAACGGUUCUGGCUCGGGUUCUUCAGGUGGUUGAUCGCAAUUCUUGGGUAUUUUUGAUUCAUUACUUGAGCAGUUUUCACGUGAAGAGUUGCUAAUCGUAAUACUAAUAUCAGUAAUUGAUAGUAACAGUACCAAUUUAGUUGAUAGUAACAUCAUAAUAUUUCCAUAAGUACAUUAUGUAAUUUGCUGUCAUAUCUGUGCUAAUUACGUGUUAGAUACUAGUAUUUUAGAAUAAAACUGGCUUCACACAUUUAAAUGUCGGUACUCAUAGCCGGUAUAAUUUUUUCUUGCUUAGGUUUGUUAGUCCAUUUGCGGAAAAUGUUCACGCAUACUGCAAUCGGCCGAGUCGAUGUACUUUACUGUUUAAUUUAA
This is a messenger RNA of Paramacrobiotus metropolitanus, 3293 nucleotides long. RefSeq lists its product as uncharacterized. The transcript is spliced from 7 exons. The coding region runs from base 1120 to 2853 and encodes 577 amino acids. NCBI's taxonomy places the organism in Eukaryota, Metazoa, Tardigrada, Eutardigrada, Parachela, Macrobiotidae. The record is from RefSeq and is a predicted model, not a curated record.